This is a messenger RNA of Branchiostoma floridae (Florida lancelet), 2430 nucleotides long. Its product is annotated as glutamate receptor 2-like. Gene Ontology annotation, cellular component: dendritic spine; plasma membrane; postsynaptic membrane. The transcript has 17 exons. Bases 1 to 2430 code for a protein of 809 amino acids. Lineage: Eukaryota; Metazoa; Chordata; Leptocardii; Amphioxiformes; Branchiostomatidae. Gene Ontology annotation, molecular function: G protein-coupled receptor activity; transmitter-gated monoatomic ion channel activity involved in regulation of postsynaptic membrane potential; AMPA glutamate receptor activity. The record is from RefSeq and is a predicted model, not a curated record. Gene Ontology annotation, biological process: modulation of chemical synaptic transmission; synaptic transmission, glutamatergic; G protein-coupled receptor signaling pathway.
AUGGCCAAUGGUAUCUUCUACUGGGAAGAGAGGGGAUAUAGACUCAGUCAUACUUGGGACUACAUUCAUCUUGCUGCAGUGCCACCUUGUGGUGCGCUGUCGGUGUCCGACUUCCCCGCCGCCUCCUCUGCCCUGAGACUCGCCGUUGAGUACGUGAACGAGAAUCGGCUCGUUCCCAACGUCACUCUCGAGUGCAUCGAAAACACGACAACGUCACUGGCGUUUCUGAAGAUGAUCCAACAAGAAUGCUACCAGGCUUCGCAGGGCAUUGUGGCAGUUAUAGGGCCGGCGUCAACCUCACAGGUGAUCGCCAGCAGCCUGGUGAGUUCCGGGCUGUCCCUACCCCAAAUCGCUCCCGAGGCCACUGACCCCACCCUGGGGAACUCCCAGCAGUUCCCUCAGCUGAUCCGCAUCUCCUGGCCAGACAGCGUGCUCAGCAAGGCUCUCAUAGACCUGCUGGAGCACUUCAGUUGGGACCAGAUGAGUAUCUUGGUCUCAAACGAUGCCUUCGGCACGCAUGGUUUAGCCGUGUUCCAGCUGAUCGCGGGGCAGAAGAAGUGGGUUAUCCACACCAUGCAGUCAUUCGAUCCGACGGAGAAUCCCGAGGACAUCGAGAUGCGCUCACAGCUGCGGGUAAUAAAACAAACAGGUGCCCGUAUCGUCGUCCUGCACUGCCUGGCCCGGUACGCAGCGGAGAUCCUGCGGGAGGCCAGCGCCAUGGGCAUGGCCGGACACGGCUGGGCCUGGGUGGUCAGCGACGGGAUCACUGGACAUGCACACGAUGCCUUUAAGCCGACCAGUGGAGCAGCCCGCGUGCCCGGGUACCUCCAGGGCCUGGUGGGGCCGGCACCUCCCGCCGCCCGCGGGCGCCACAGCGGGGCGUUCCUGGCCAAGUGGAGGUCGGCCGACCCGGCUGUGUACCCCGGAGCAGGGGAGCCAGACAUUGGGCCUUACACCGCGAGGUGGGCGGAUGCAGUCCUGGCUCUCGCACAAGCCAUGAGGAACCUCCAAGAAGACGGCGUCACGGUGACCCCCCAGAGUCUGGACUGUGACUACGAUGGGCGUCAAUCGCAGCCAUGGGCGGACGGGCCAACGAUGCUGCACUAUCUGAAACAGGUACAAACGGAUGGAGUGACAGGGUACAUCGACUUCGACUCGGCGGCGGCUCGAGUGAACGCUGAGUACAACAUCUUGAAUCUGAAAAGUGGCGGCUGGCAGAAGGUAGGCAUGUGGAAUUUGUCGUCAGGACUGCACAUGUCCGCAGACGAGGACGUCACGCUGAUGGGCGGGGCGACCACAGUCUACCCGUACGUGUCCGACCUGAGCAACAGGACCCUGCGCGUGGUCACUAAAGCCGCGCCCGGCUUCGUCAUGAUAGCAGGCGUGGACAAAGACGGGAAGAACGCCACGGGAAACGAAAGAUUCCAGGGAUUUUGUGUUGACCUGUUCUCAUGGCUAUCCAGUCAGCUUGGGUUCAGGUACGAGUACUACCACGUUGCGGACGGACAUUACGGUGUCUACAACUCGGAAAUAGGAAAAUGGACAGGACUGGUUGGCGAUGUAUUGUCCGGGGAAGCCGACAUCGCUGUGAGUGCACUCUCCAUCACUUCGGAAAGGCAGGCCGUUGCGGACUUCACUCUUCCAAUCCACGACAACGGCAUCGCACUUGUCAUGAAGAAAGCACAGCCAAGUACCUGGGGCUUCAUCAGCCCGUUCCACGCGGACCUGUGGGCCACCAUCCUGGUGACGGCCCUGGCGGUGGGGCUGUUUCAGGGCGUGGCCAACCUAGCAACAAGGAACAUUAGAGUCCAGGAAAGUGGUGCCCCUGAAGACGAAGACAAAACCACGGGUUUCUGGGAAGCUGUGUGGCAGUCCUUCACGACUCUUGUGCAGCUGGGGCCGGAGUUCCUCCCUAGCUCUUUAGCAGGUCGAGUUUCUGCCUUCUUCUGGGGAAUCGGCGUCCUUGUCGCCAUCUCCACCUACACCGCCAACCUGGCCGCUUUCCUCACCGUCAGGAACGUGGAUAACUCCAUCAGUUCAGCAGGGGACCUCCUCACGCAGAGGGAAAUCAGUUUUGGGGCUAAUAGGAACUCGGCGGUGUGGACGUCCUUCCUGACCACCACGACUGAACCGUACCGCUCUCUGGGAAUCGCCAUGCUGGCUAACAAAGAAGCUGUUCUUGUUGAUACCGACCAAGAGGCUUUUGAUAAGGUGCGGCAGGGGAAAUAUGCGCUGUUCGGGGACAGCGCUCUCAUGGACUAUGAAGUGAGCCAUGAGCCCUGUGACCUGCAGACGAUCGGACGGCUGUUCUGGCAGACUGGGUACGGACUGCUCCUGCCGAAGAACUCCAAAUACACCACGGAGUUCAACAAGGCUAUUGUUGCUGCAAAGGAACAGGGUAUAUACGACAAACUGGAAACCAAGUGGUGA